Messenger RNA from Condylura cristata (star-nosed mole), 2806 nucleotides. It is a transcript of the gene CUL1, whose product is annotated as cullin 1. The record is from RefSeq and is a predicted model, not a curated record. Bases 1 to 2739 code for a protein of 912 amino acids. Gene Ontology annotation, molecular function: ubiquitin protein ligase binding. Gene Ontology annotation, biological process: SCF-dependent proteasomal ubiquitin-dependent protein catabolic process; protein ubiquitination. The transcript is spliced from 24 exons. Gene Ontology annotation, cellular component: SCF ubiquitin ligase complex. Lineage: Eukaryota; Metazoa; Chordata; Mammalia; Eulipotyphla; Talpidae.
AUGCCGACUGGUCUGAACAGACACUCGCAAGGCUUUGAGUGCCGGAACGCGGAUGGUUACAAUUUAAAGAGUCCCCGUGACUUCUGGGUGCCAGGUCUGUGCGUGCACAUUGCCUCCCGGGCAGACACGGAGAGUCCACGCGUUGGCACGACGGUACAUGAAACGCUUCGCGUCGCAGAACCGUGGGUGCGCUUGGGAGACGACGCUGGACCAGUGUCCGUGGCGUCGCCGGGGGCCCUGUCGUCAGCUUGGCUGGCCGAAGGCGUCAGCCAGCACGGUGUCGUCUGCGUGAGGCCUGCAGAAUGUGGACGCGUCAUGCCGGCCGCUUCCACUGAAUCAUCAAAGAUCACCCACGCGCUCUGGCGACGCAGCCUCUAUGUGUACGGCGGCGCCUCGUCCUCCGGCCCCCCGCGCCCCAGCCCCACUCCCACCUCGCGCACAGCGCUGGGCGAGGGUCUGGCUUACAGGGCCAAAGCGCCCGAGGAGAGCAUGGUGGCAGGAGGCGGUGGCACCCACGACCCUCCGCGGCUCCUGGCUUUGAUGCUGAGUCACGUCUACAACUACUGCACGAGCGUCCACCAGUCCAACCAGGCCCGCGGGGCCGGCGUCCCGCCUUCCAAGUCGAAAAAGGGGCAGACACCCGGGGGAGCCCAGUUUGUGGGCUUGGAGUUGUACAAACGACUUAAAGAAUUUUUGAAGAAUUACUUGACAAAUCUUCUUAAGGACGGCGAGGACCUGAUGGACGAGAGCGUGCUGCGCUUCUACACGCAGCAGUGGGAGGACUACCGCUUCUCCAGCAAGGUGCUCAACGGCAUCUGCGCCUACCUCAACCGGCACUGGGUGCGCCGCGAGUGCGACGAGGGCCGCAAGGGCAUCUACGAGGUCUACUCGCUGGCGUUGGUGACCUGGAGGGACUGUCUCUUCAGGCCGCUGAAUAAGCAGGUGACAAACGCAGUUUUAAAGUUGAUUGAGAAGGAAAGAAAUGGGGAGACCAUCAACACGAGGCUCAUCAGCGGCGUGGUGCAGUCCUACGUGGAGUUGGGGCUGAACGAAGACGAUGCCUUCGCCAAGGGCCCGACGUUAACAGUGUACAAAGAAUCCUUCGAAUCGCAGUUUUUGGCCGACACGGAGAGAUUUUACACCCGAGAGAGCACCGAAUUCUUGCAGCAGAACCCGGUCACCGAGUACAUGAAGAAGGCGGAGGCCCGUCUGCUGGAGGAGCAGCGCCGGGUCCAGGUCUACCUGCACGAGAGCACCCAGGACGAGCUGGCCAGGAAGUGCGAGCAGGUGCUCAUCGAGAAGCACCUGGAGAUUUUCCACACGGAGUUUCAGAAUUUGCUGGAUGCUGACAAAAAUGAAGACCUGGGCCGCAUGUACAACCUCGUGUCCAGGAUCCAGGACGGCCUGGGGGAGCUGAAGAAGCUCCUGGAGACGCACAUCCACAACCAGGGGCUCGCGGCCAUCGAGAAGUGUGGGGAGGCCGCGCUGAACGACCCCAAAAUGUACGUGCAGACGGUGCUGGACGUCCACAAGAAGUACAACGCCCUGGUCAUGUCCGCCUUCAACAACGACGCCGGCUUCGUGGCCGCGCUGGACAAGGCCUGCGGUCGCUUCAUCAACAACAACGCGGUCACCAAAAUGGCUCAGUCCUCCAGUAAGUCCCCCGAGUUGCUGGCUCGAUACUGUGACUCCCUGCUGAAGAAAAGUUCCAAGAACCCAGAAGAAGCGGAACUGGAAGAUACACUCAAUCAAGUGAUGGUCGUCUUCAAGUACAUAGAGGACAAAGACGUGUUUCAGAAGUUCUACGCCAAGAUGCUGGCCAAGAGGCUGGUGCACCAGAACAGCGCGAGCGACGACGCCGAGGCCAGCAUGAUCUCCAAGCUGAAGCAAGCCUGCGGCUUCGAGUACACCUCCAAGCUGCAGCGGAUGUUCCAGGACAUUGGUGUCAGCAAAGACCUGAACGAACAGUUCAAAAAGCACCUGACAAACUCGGAGCCCCUCGACUUGGACUUCAGCAUCCAGGUGCUGAGCUCAGGGUCCUGGCCCUUCCAGCAGUCCUGCACCUUCGCCCUGCCGUCCGAGCUGGAGCGCAGUUACCAGCGGUUCACGGCCUUCUACGCCAGUCGGCACAGCGGCAGGAAGCUGACGUGGCUGUAUCAGCUGUCUAAGGGCGAGCUGGUGACCAACUGCUUCAAGAACAGAUACACCCUGCAGGCGUCCACCUUCCAGAUGGCCAUCCUGCUGCAGUACAACACGGAGGACGCGUACGCGGUGCAGCAGCUGACCGACAGCACCCAGAUCAAAAUGGACAUCCUGGCGCAGGUCCUGCAGAUCCUGCUGAAGUCCAAGCUGCUGGUCUUGGAAGACGAAAAUGCGAAUGUUGACGAAGUGGAGUUGAAGCCAGAUACCUUAAUAAAAUUAUAUCUCGGUUAUAAAAAUAAGAAGCUAAGGGUCAACAUCAACGUGCCAAUGAAAACCGAGCAGAAGCAGGAGCAGGAGACCACGCACAAGAACAUCGAGGAGGACCGCAAGCUGCUGAUCCAGGCGGCCAUCGUGAGGAUCAUGAAAAUGCGGAAGGUCCUCAAACACCAGCAGCUCCUCGGCGAGGUCCUCACGCAGCUGUCCUCGAGGUUCAAGCCUCGGGUCCCCGUCAUCAAGAAAUGCAUUGACAUUCUGAUCGAGAAGGAGUAUUUGGAGCGGGUGGACGGCGAGAAGGACACCUACAGCUACCUGGCUUGACCCCGGAGGGCCGGCUGUCCACGCGCAGCGCCGUCCGCGGGAGGAGGGAGCCGCUCGGCCGGGGCCG